Molecule: messenger RNA, 578 nt
Organism: Dufourea novaeangliae
Lineage: Eukaryota; Metazoa; Arthropoda; Insecta; Hymenoptera; Halictidae
Product: histone H2B-like
Exons: 1
Coding region: 97-477 (126 amino acids)
Cellular component (GO): nucleosome
Molecular function (GO): protein heterodimerization activity; DNA binding; structural constituent of chromatin
Source: RefSeq, a predicted model, not a curated record
CCAUCGGACGCUCCCGUACAGAACACUAGGAUAGUUAUUCAGUGUGUUUAUAGAGUUCAUUUACACGUGCUACGAAAACAUUAAAUCGUCUGAAACAUGCCACCGAAGACCGCUGGUAUAGCCAUGAAGAAGUCAGGGAAGGCCCAGAAGAACAUCAACAUGAGCAAGUCCGACGGCGGCAAGAAACGGAAGAAGAGGAAGGAAAGCUACGCGAUUUACAUUUACAAGGUGCUCAAACAAGUGCAUCCGGACACGGGUAUAUCGAGCCGUGCGAUGAGCAUCAUGAACAGUUUCGUGAACGAUAUAUUCGAGCGUAUCGCGGCCGAGGCGUCCAGAUUGUCGCACUACAACAAACGGAGCACAAUCACGUCGAGGGAAGUACAGACCGCGGUUCGACUCUUAUUGCCCGGGGAACUUGCCAAACACGCGGUCAGCGAAGGCACCAAAGCGGUCACCAAGUACACCAGCUCGAAAUAAAGAUUCACAAUGUGCAUAUCGAAUACGUUAUACGGGGGAAGGAGGGGUGGACACAGCUUGCUUAUUUUCAGGCGACAGACAAAAGGCCCUUUUCAGGGCCA